UGUAUGUAAGCCUGAGCAUGCGCGGACAAGGCAACACAUUUCAGCGCUAAUGUAAGCCCCUGACAAAACAAUUAGCUAAUGUAAUCGAGUUUGCUCACUAACAAUAGUUGGCCUGCUUAACUGGAAAUAGUACACGUCGACAAGGGGCCGUGAACCUGCCAUGGUAUGCUGAGGUGGAGAGUCUGGGGACCUAUGCACUAUGGCAGAGUCAUUUGCCAUCCAGGACCAUUCAACAGAAGCAGAACUAUGCACUAAGUAUGAAAUAAAAGACAUGGAGUCCUUUGAGACUGAAGGAGCCAACCAGAGAUUGAAAGUCGACCACUUGCUUUUCACCAUUGAGAGACAUCAAAAAUGUUACUUCUGGUUUUGUGAAGAGUGCAAAGAAUAUUUUAUUGAUGAAUGCCCCACACAUGGCCCUCCAGUUUUUGUGCCUGACACCCCUGUGCCAGUGGGCGUCCCAAACCGUGCCGCCCUUACUACUCCUAAUGGCAUUGAGGUCAUUCAGGAAGGCAGCGAGGUGGACGUAUGCUGCGUAGACAAAGACAUUCCCAGGGGGGCACUAUUCGGUCCUUACCAGGGUGAAGUGAUGUCACAGGACAAGUCCUCUGGUUUCCUCUCCGGGAUGUUGGUGGACAAAAACAACUCAUACAAAUCCAUUGAUGUUAGCGACGAAACCAAAGCCAACUGGAUGAGGUAUGUCCGAAAUUCUUCAGAGGACAUUGAGCGAAACCUGACAGCCUUCCAGCAUGGCGAGCACAUCUACUUCCAGGUGUGCCGUGACCUGUCAGUGGGAGAGAGGCUGCGGGUAUGGUACAGUGAUGACUACAUGGACCGAUUACACCGCAUGUCCCAGGACACCAUCGGCAGCAACUUGGCCACAGUUGAAAAGGACUCACGAGUGUGGUCAAGCCCCUGGAAUGUUACAGCCCGGGACCGGGAGGCCACCCAGACCCUCAUCGAGCACUACGGGUCCCCAGAAAUCCAGAGCCUACUGAACGACCGGACAACCAGAACCAAGCAGAUCUUUGAGAUCAUUGCCAGUCGGAUGGAGGCACAGGGCUUCCUGAUCAGUGAGAACUCCUGGCAGGCUGGCAAGCGAUGCUUCCAAAAGUGGCGCAACAUGGAGCGCACGUACAAAGACUAUGUGCUGGCGUCCAAGAGGACUGACGCUGGACGCAGGAAACAGCCCGAGUUCUAUGACCAGUUCCAUGCACUCAUGGGCCAGAGGCUGAGCUCCAAGCUGGCUGCUGCUGACACCCCAGCCAGGGCGUUGGCCAAGCUGAAGCCUAAAGCUGUAGCACCAACUCCAAGCUUGCCCCUCUACGCUAUUGUAGUCCCAUCAGGCCAUCCAGUCAACCUCGGUAUACCCUCCACCUGCAGCCCAGAGGCAGAGAUUGGAGUCCAUACAGGCACCACUGAGCCUGAUCCGCUAGCCAGGAAGUCCAGGAGCGAACGGGUCCCACAUCCCAAGAUACUCCAGUCAAAUGCAGAGGAGGAGAGGGCAGAGAAUCAACUCCAAAAGGGGAGGAGGAGGUCAUGGCUUGGGGAUGACAGAGCUGCUGAGAACGGUGGGUCCCUGCCUGUGUGGUCGGAGCGGAAAAUGAUUAGUCAGGACAUUGAGGCAACGGAGGCUUUAGUAGAGCUGUACAGCUCUCCAGAGAUCCAGGGACUAAUCAGGGAGAACAAGACCCGAACCAAGAGGAUCUUUGAGAUCAUAGCUAGCAGGCUAAAGGAGCAAGGCUUCCCCAUCAGUGAUGUGCCUGAGCAGGCAGGGGAGCGAUGCUUCCAGAAAUGGCGGAACCUAUCGAGGGCGUACAAGGAGUACAUCCUCCACCCAGAGAAGGCUGACAUGGCAAAGCGGAAGCUUCCGGCCUACUUCAACAGGCUCCAGGACCUCAUAGGCCACCGGCUCAGCCUUCAACUAUCUGAAGACUCCCCCGAGCCUGAUGGCAGCAUGGGAGAUGCUGAGGCUGAUGCAGGGGUUGAGGACAUAAGCCAGAAUCUGUUACACAUUGUGGAGGUGCCGGCGAGCCCCACUGACAUUGUCAGUCCCCCCUCCACGUCUGCCUCCUUCUCCUCUUCACAUACAGGAAACCCCCUCCAUGUUGGAGCCAGUGGGCGGAAGAGAAGGAGGAUGGCAAACAUAUUGGAUGUCUUUCAGGGUUACAGGGAGGAGGACAAACGAUUGCAAGAGGAGAGGGAAAGGAGGGCAGAGGAGCGCUUUAAUCAGCUGCGAAGCCUUCUGCAGCAACAGCACACAGAGACUAUGGCAGUGAUGAGAGAACUGAUCAAUUCCAUGAAGAUGAAAAAACUAUGAGAUAUACUGUGAAUAGAGUUGAAGUCCGAAGUUUACAUACACCUUAGCAAAAUACAUUUAAACUCAGUUUUUCACAAUUCCUGACAUUUAAUCCUAGUAAAAAUUCCCUGGCUUAGGUCAGUUAGGAUUUUAAGAAUGUGAAAUGUCAGAAUAAUAGUAGAAAGAAUGAUUUAUUUCAGCUUUUAUUUCUUUCAUCACAUUCCCAGUGGGCCAGAAGUUUGCAUACACUUAAUUAGUAUUUGGUGGCAUUGCCUUUAAAUUGUUUCAGGUUUCAGGUAGCCUUCCACAAGCUUCCCACAAUAAGUUGGGUGAAUUUUGGCCCAUUCCUCCUGACAGAGCUGGUGUAACUGAGUCAGGUUUGUAGGCCUCCUUGCUCGCACACACUUUUUCAGUUCUGCCCACACAUUUUCUAUAGGAUUGAGGUCAGAGCUUUGUGAUGGCCACUCCAGUAUCUUGACUUUGUUGUCCUUAAGCCAUUCUGCCACAACUUUGGAAGUAUGCUUGGGGUCAUUGUCCAUUUGGAAGACCCAUUUGCGACCAAGCUUUAACUUCUUGACUGAUGUCUUGAGAUGUUGCUUCAAUAUAUCCACAUAAUUGUCCUUCCUCAUGAUGUCAUCUAUUUUGUGAAGUGCUCAAGUCCCUCCUGCAGCAAAGCACCCACACAACAUGAUGCUGCCACCCCCAUGCUUCACGGUUGGAAUGGUGUUCUUCGGGCUUGCAAGCCUCCUCUUUUUCCUACAAACAUAACGAUGGACAUUAUGUUGAAACAGUUCUAUUUUUGUUUCAACAGACCAGAGGACAUUUCUCCAAAAAGUACGAUAUUUGUCCCCAUGUGCAGUUGCAAACCGUAGUCUGGCUUUUUUAUGGCGGUUUUGGAGCAGUUUCAUCCUUGCUGAGCGGGGUUAUGUCAAAAUAGGACUCGUUUUAAUGUGGAUAUAGAUACUUUUGUACCCGUUUCCUCCAGCAUCUUCACAAGGUCUUUUGCUGUUGUUCUGGGAUUGAUUUGCACUUUACUCACCAAAGUGUGUUCAUCUCUAGGAGACAGAACGUUUCUCCUUCCUGAACGGUAUGACGACUGCGGUGUCCCACGGUGUUUAUACUUGCAUACUAUUGUUUGUACAGAUGAACGUGGUACCUUCAGGCAUUUGGAAAUUGCUCCCAAGGAUGAACCAGACUUGUGGAGGUCUACAAUUUUUCUGAGGUCUUGGCUGAUUUCUUUUGAUUUUCCCAUGAUGUCAAGCAAAGAGGCACUGAGUUUGAAGGUAGGCCUUGAAAUACAUCCACAGGUACACCUCCAAUUGACUCAAUUGUGAUACAGUGAAUUAUAAGUGAAAUAAUCUGUCUAAACAAUUGUUGGAAAAUUUACUUGUGUCAUGCACAAAGUAGAUGUCCUAACCAACUUGCCAAAACUAGUAUGUUAACAAGAAAUUUGUGGAGUGGUUGAAAAACGAGUUUUAAUGACCCCAACCUAAGUGUAUGUAAACUUUUGUCUUUAACUGUGUAUACACUACCGGUCAAAAGUUUUAGAACACCUACUCAUUCAUGUGUUUUUUCUUUAUUUUCACUAUUUUCUACAUUGUAGAAUAAUAGGGAAGACAUCAAAACUAUGAAGUAACACAUAUGGAAUCAUGUAGUAUCCAAAAAAGUGUUAACAAAUCAAAAUGUAUUUUAUUUUUGAGAUUCUUCAAAUUUGCCACCCUUUGCCUUGAUGACAGCUUUGCAAACUCUUGGCAUUCUCUCAACCAGCUUCAUGAGGUAUUCACCUGAAAUGCAUUUAAAUUUACAGGUGGUCCUUCUUAAAAGUUAAUUUGUGGAAUGUUGUUCCUUAAUGCGUUUGAGCCAAUCAGUUGUGUUGUGACAAAGUAGGAGGGGUAUACAGAAGAUAGCCCUAUUUGGUAAAAUACCAAGUCCAUAUUAUGGCAUGAAACAUCCACCAUUACUUUAAGACAUGAAGGUCAGUCAAUCUGGAAAAUUUCAAGAACUUUGAAAGUUUCUUCAAGUGCAGUCGCAAAAACCGUCAAGCGCUAUGAUGACCGCCACAGGAAUUAAAGACCCAGAGUUACCUCUGCUGCAGAGGAUAAGUUCAUUAGAGUUACCAGCCUCAGAAAUUGCAGCCCAAAUAAAUGCUUCACAGAUUUCAAGUAACAGACACAUCUCAACAUAAACUGUUCAGAGGAGACUGUGUGAAUCAGGCUUUCAUGGUCGAAUUUCUGCAAAGAAACCACUACUAAAGGACACCAAUAAGAAGAAGAGACUUGCUUGUGCCAAGAAACAUGAGCAAUAGAUAUUAGACCGGUGGAAAUGUGUCCUUUGGUCUGGAGUCCAAAUUGGAACAUUUUGGUUCCAACCACCGUGUCUUUGUGAGACGCAUGGUGGGUGAACGGAUGAUCUCCACAUGUGUAUUUCCCACUGUAAAGCAUGGUGCUUUGCUGGUGACACUGUCUGUGAUUUAUUUAGAAUUCAAGAUACACUUAACCAUCAUGGCUGCCACAACAUUCUGCGCUUAGUUGGACUAUCAUUUGUUUUUCAAUAGGACAAUGACCCAACAUACCUCCAGGUUGUGUAAGGGCUAUUUGACCAAGAAGGAGAGUGAUGGAAUGCUGCAUCAGAUGACCUGGCCUCCACAGUCCCACGACCUCAACCAAAUUGAGAUGUUUGGGAUGAGUUGGAUGGCAGAGUGAAGGAAAAGCAGCCAACAAGUGCUCAGCAUAUGGGGGAACUCCUUCAAGACUGUUGGAAAAGCAUUCCAUGUGAAGCUGGUUGAGAGACUGCCAAGAGUGUGCAAAACUGUCAAGGCAAAGGGUGGCUAUUUAAUUAGAUUCUAAAGAUUAGAUUCUAAAAUGUCAAAUGUAUUUUUUAUUUGUUUAACACUUUUUUGGUUACUACAUUAUUCCAUAUGUGUUAUUUCGUAGUUGUGAUGACUUCACUAUUAUUCUACAAUGUAGAAAAUAGUUGUUUUUUAUAGCUCAUGAAUGAUUAGGUGUAUCCAAACUUUUGACUGGUACUGUGUGUGUGUGUGUGUAUGUAUAUAUAUCUUCAUUCUAUUAUUUGCAUUUGCUAUCUGCCCUGUUAUUUGUAUUAUGUAUUGUUAAUGUGUCAUGUAUUGUUGAAGACUAUAGAAAGUCGCAUAAAUGUUUAUAUAAUAAGGGUUGUGUCUUUGGCAUCCACAGUUCACUUUUCUACAUUUCACUUGGAAAAUAUACUGUAUCUCACUUCCCGCGAGUGCCAUUCUUUUUUAAUGCCAACUGAUUAUUUAAAGGUGCUUUAAGUCUAACCCAGUCUGUAUUGAGCUAGAACAUUUGAAACUGUGGCUUAUUAGUCAAAAUAAACCUCUUGGUUCGAGCUAGACGAUA
Molecule: messenger RNA, 5670 nt
Organism: Oncorhynchus nerka (sockeye salmon)
Lineage: Eukaryota; Metazoa; Chordata; Actinopteri; Salmoniformes; Salmonidae
Exons: 7
Coding region: 200-2317 (705 amino acids)
Molecular function (GO): protein binding
Source: RefSeq, a predicted model, not a curated record